Molecule: messenger RNA, 345 nt
Organism: Prorocentrum cordatum
Lineage: Eukaryota; Dinophyceae; Prorocentrales; Prorocentraceae
Source: the annotation of a GenBank genome assembly
AUGGGUCCGCAAGCCCGCCAGUUCCAGAAGGCUUUGGAAAAGACCAAGCCUUCGGCUGUUGUCGAGCAGCCUGGAACCAGGCUGGAAACCAAGUUCGAGGCCAAGUUGAAGCUGUUCACGCCACCUCCGCCGCUGCCGCGCCCCACUACGAGCCCGCCCCCCCUCGACAGGCGGAUAUACCGCCGCGCCCUCAUAGUUGGGAUCAUCGGAUUCGACCAGGCAUGGUUCAAACCCUGGCAAAGUUUGGAUCGGAGGUUUCCCGACCAAGAUGCCCGCUUCUGUCAUGCACCACUGCGCCCGGGCCAUCAUUGCGGAGAUGCCGCGCGACGAGGAGCUCCACGCUGA